AUGGCCGCGAUUGAGCCUUCUGAACCAGAGCAGAUUCCAGCAAAUCCAUCCCUCUGGACGAGGUCGCUCAUAUCCGGGGCUGUGGCAGGUCUUACAGUUGACCUCUCGCUCUACCCUCUCGACACCAUAAAAACCCGCCUCCAACAAGCGCGUAAACACACUGGAUCUUCCACAAAACACUCCACUCCGUCUCUCCGGCAAACCGUGCGCGGAAUCUACGCUGGACUCCCCUCUGUCCUCCUCGGCUCUGCCCCUUCAGCCGCUAGCUUUUUCAUCGUCUACGAUGGCGUAAAUCGCUUCCUUUUGUCUCCUCCGUCAUCCUCGACUUACACCCCCGUAUCCUGGCAACAUGCGAUCUUCACACAUUCUCUUGCAUCAUCUCUUGGCGAAAUAUCCGCAUGCGCAGUCCGAGUCCCUACAGAGGUAAUAAAGCAACGCGCCCAGGCAGGGUUGUUUGGUGGAUCCACGUUACAUGCGCUCAAGGAUAUCCUCUCAUUACGGCAUGCUGGAACCGGGAGCGCCCAUGAUACACGAGCUAGAGGCUUGGGGCUCGUUAUAAGAGAGUUAUAUCGCGGCGCUACCAUCACGAUUGCGCGAGAGAUACCAUUCACGGUCCUGCAAUUUACGUUGUGGGAGACGAUGAAAGAUGCAUACGCAUCUCGAAAGAAUGCAGGAACAGAUACCAGCACCGUCCCGGGGUCUGGAUUGAUAGGGGUAGGUGCGGCACCGAGUGCAUUAUUUGGCAGCCUUGCGGGGGCUGUUGCGGCUGGCCUGACGACUCCUCUCGAUGUUGUCAAAACUAGAGUCAUGCUAGCGAGGAGAAGUGGCAGCGAUCAUAUACGAGUGCGGGAUGUAGCGCGUAGACUCAUGAAGGAGGAAGGGUUUGGCGCGUUCUGGAGAGGGAUUGGGCCAAGAGUUGCGUGGAUUGGGGUUGGAGGUGCUGUCUUCUUGGGUAGUUACCAAUUUACUUCGAAUAUGCUUCGAACAAGACAGGCUGGCAAUAUACGUGCUGGACUGGAGCCCCUAUGA
Molecule: messenger RNA, 1029 nt
Organism: Histoplasma mississippiense
Lineage: Eukaryota; Fungi; Ascomycota; Eurotiomycetes; Onygenales; Ajellomycetaceae
Exons: 2
Coding region: 1-1029 (342 amino acids)
Cellular component (GO): mitochondrial inner membrane
Molecular function (GO): S-adenosyl-L-methionine transmembrane transporter activity
Source: RefSeq, a predicted model, not a curated record